Molecule: messenger RNA, 1582 nt
Organism: Balaenoptera musculus (blue whale)
Lineage: Eukaryota; Metazoa; Chordata; Mammalia; Artiodactyla; Balaenopteridae
Gene: POLR2D
Product: RNA polymerase II subunit D
Exons: 4
Coding region: 37-465 (142 amino acids)
Biological process (GO): transcription initiation at RNA polymerase II promoter; mRNA export from nucleus in response to heat stress; nuclear-transcribed mRNA catabolic process, deadenylation-dependent decay
Cellular component (GO): RNA polymerase II, core complex; P-body
Molecular function (GO): nucleotide binding; translation initiation factor binding
Source: RefSeq, a predicted model, not a curated record
UUUCCGGCGGCGUGGGCUGCGGUGCGCGGCAAGACGAUGGCGGCUGCUGGCAGUGAUCCGCGGGCUGGCGACGUAGAGGAGGACGCCUCACAGCUCAUCUUUCCCAAAGAGUUUGAAACAGCUGAGACACUUCUAAAUUCAGAAGUUCAUAUGCUUCUGGAGCAUCGAAAGCAACAAAAUGAGAGUGCAGAGGAUGAACAGGAACUUUCUGAGGUCUUCAUGAAAACUUUAAACUACACAGCCCGUUUCAGUCGUUUCAAAAACAGAGAGACCAUUGCCAGUGUACGUAGCUUGCUGCUCCAGAAGAAGCUUCAUAAGUUUGAGUUGGCCUGUUUAGCCAACCUUUGUCCAGAGACUGCUGAGGAGUCCAAGGCUCUGAUCCCAAGCCUGGAGGGGCGGUUUGAAGACGAGGAGCUGCAGCAGAUUCUUGAUGACAUCCAGACCAAGCGCAGCUUUCAGUACUGAUCUCCAGGCGUCCCUGCUGCUGGGGGAGCCACGUCACACCCCCGGCGCGGCACCGCUGGCCCAGCAUCCAGGGCUGCCGUGCACGGAAAGUCUGUUGCACGAGACACCUGGGCUCCCUUUGGACAGAGCGACCCAGUGCUUGGUCUUGGUUUAGGUUGCUGUUUCCGGCUCGACUGUGGGACGCCGCUGACCCGCGUAACCUUGGCGAGGCCUGGCCGCGGCUGCGCGCGCUUGCCUCUGGGGAGGGUGAGGCGGGGCGACGUGCGUCUCGGCCACGCCACUGGCCGCCUCACAUCACGGUCUUUGGCCCUGGUGUUAUUUUUGAUUCCUAAUAUUUCAUGUUUUAAUUUCAGUGUGUUCGUUGUUUUUGAAGCUGUACUAGGACAUGUAAAACUGGUAUGGGAAACAGUCUCACCUAAAUGCAAAAGGAGCAAUUAAACGAGACCUGUAUCGUUGUUUGAGAUUCUUAAAGAGAGGAUGAUAGCGCCUUGGCGUCAUUGUGCUUAACCCAGGAGACAGGGAAGAGGCUGCCGCGGAGAGUAGUUACACGUGCGGGUGACUGCUGAGCGCUGUGGGGCACAUCGCCGUGAGAUGGACAAGUUCUGGGCCUUUCUUCCUGAAUUGCUGCGCAGCAUAGAUUUGGAGUAAGUGGUCUUUAAGCACUUACUUUGUCACUCCCAAAUUCAGAUUUUUCCUUCCUGGGCCACAUGUGAAGGAGUGAGCACUUCACAGUGUCCUCAUAUGGGGCAUCGGGUCCAAACCUCUGGCCUCCUGCUUAGCAGCAGGUGUUCUGCAAUGGAGGAGACGUGGAAGGAGGGAGCCUGCCACUUCCCGAGCCACUACAGUGGCGUCACUCCAUCUGAGGCUAGUUGCGGAGAAAACACUUUAAUUACUAAACACUGUGGCUCUGAAUUUUCUGAAGGGAAAUAUGCCUGUUUUCUUCACAGUUUGGGGAUUUUUCUUUGAGGCACUUGUUGGCUCCAAGUGAAUUCAUGGUCCAGAGAAAAGGCUGGGGAAAGAACAAAGUUGGCUUUAAAAGUCAAGGUCGUUUUAUGUCAGCUGCUGACUAAGGCAAAAAUAAAAUUUCUUUAAUAAAGUCUUUCAGUUUCUGAAAUGA